AUGCUCGAUCAGUGGGUCAAAGAAGGGAGAGAAUUGAAGCAAUCAGAGAUCAAAGAUUUCAUCAAGCAGCUCCGUAAUUCCCGUCGCCACAGCCAAGCACUCGAGGUUUCAGAAUGGAUGAGUGAUGUGAUGAAGCACGAUCUGUCUCCCGGAGAUAUUACUGUUCGGCUAGAUUUGAUCUCCCAAGUCCGUGGUCUGCAACAAGCUGAGAGGUAUUUCGAUAGCAUCCCAUACCCAUUUAGAGUAGUGUAUGGUUCUCUCUUAUACUGCUAUACACGUCGUAAAUCUGUGGAGCAGGCUGACAUUACUUUCGGAAAGAUUUAA
Prunus armeniaca (apricot) is the source of this 324-nucleotide messenger RNA. The record is from the annotation of a GenBank genome assembly. NCBI's taxonomy places the organism in Eukaryota, Viridiplantae, Streptophyta, Magnoliopsida, Rosales, Rosaceae.